CGCGCAUGCGGGCACCAGAAUACGCCACAACGGACAUUUAUCGUAUCAUGUUGAGUUGCUGGCAUGGGGAUCCUAAGGAAAGGCCAACAUUUACUGACUUAGUGGAAAUCCUGGGUGACCUGCUGCAAGAGAAUGUCCAGCAGGAAGGAAAGGACUACAUCCCUCUCAAUGACUCACAGAGCUCAGAAGAGAUGGACUCAUCACAAGCUCCUAUCUGCCCACAACACAAUUCAGAUGAGGAAGAGUGUGACAUGCGACUGCACUGCCAUAACCUGGCUGUAAGAUAUUACAACUGUGUUUCCUUUCCUGGCUGCUUCACUGGUGGUAAUCAAAUCCGUUGCCCGGCAAGACUGAAAACCUUUGAAGAAUUUCCAAUGACACACUUGGCACACAAAGGGCACCCGGACAAUCAGACUGACAGUGGGAUGGUACUGGCUUCAGAGGAACUGGAGAAGAUAGAGAACAGACACAGGACAGAAGGGGGAUUCAGCAGUAAAAGCUCCCGUAGAAACAAGGAUAUAGCUUCAGGCUGUUCAUCCCCCCAGAACCGGAGUCACCCCUCAUACCCAUUUUAUAGUGGAGGGCAAACAUUUUAUAACAGUGAAUACGGAGAGCUGUCAGAACACUCAGAAGGGGACAGCUUCACUCCCCCUGGAGGCUCUGCCAGUCCUGGGAUCGUCCAUGCCUCCUUCUUCUCUGAUGAAAACUGA
Molecule: messenger RNA, 710 nt
Organism: Staurois parvus
Lineage: Eukaryota; Metazoa; Chordata; Amphibia; Anura; Ranidae
Source: the annotation of a GenBank genome assembly